AUGGAAGAGGAAGAAGAAAUAAAAACCAAAACUGAAAGCGAAGACGCCACAGGUAUAAAGUUAAGACCGCUAACUAAAUACGAAGAAGAUAUGAUGCUAACUCUCCUCCUUCAUGAGUUAAUAAAAUCUUUUUACUUUAAAGACUUUGCUUUAUAAAAUUUAAAUAUUAAAAACAGUAUAUAAUUUUUUGUCGUAAAUGUGUAGGGCAUCUAAUUUUUAAUUUAUAUAAACUUUUAAGGUUCCUAGAUAUAAUAAUAUAAAUAAAAUAUUAUAUAAAAAAUUAGUUUAUUUUCACUAGAUAGAAAGAGUAAGAGCUAGAAUCAAACACAAACAAAAUAUCACCCACGAACAAAAAUGCUGGGGCAAAACGUUUCAAGGAUCCGCUUUCAUUCCAAAGCCAGAAAAAAUCCUUUUCGAAGAUUUUGAAGUUGGCCAAACCUAUACUCAAACAGUCAUACUCACAAAUGUUUCUUUUACAUUCAACUCUUUUAAACUUCUGCCUUUAGACCCAGAAAUCAAAGACUUUUUCAAUAUAGUUUUUACUCCUCCAGGCCGAAUGUCAGCUGGGUUGACAUGUCCUAUUCAAAUAACCUUCACCCCACAGAUAAACUCAGACAUAAUUUCAGUUUUCCCAAUCUUAAGUGAAACUGGCAGAAUUGACAUCCCUUUAGAAUGUUUAAGCAAGAAAAGUGUAAUUUCAGUCCAAAGCAAUAUUAUUGAUUUCGGUCAAGUCAUUCUAGGUGAGCACUGCAAUAGAACACUUGUAAUAAAAAACGAAGGUGCGUUGGGUAGUGAAUUUUCAUUAUUAGAUAAAGAUGGAGAAGCCAUUCCUGUAGUUGCUGAUCAAACAAUGCUAGUAACUCAAGAAUCUUCUAUUUCACAAAGCCAAAUUCUUGAAAGCUCGCCAACUUACGAAGAAGUCAAUCCAGAAAGCUUAUUUUCUAUGCUAAAAUUCCCGAGAUCUGGGAAAGUUGAUGGAUACUCCACAACGACGAUUCCAUUUAAAUUUUCACCUGCAGACAUAGGAGUUUAUGAAGAUACCAUUAUGAUUGUAUUCAAAAACAAAAAAACAAGUCCAAUCAUAUUGACUGUGAGAGGAGAAUGCAUUGACGUCCCUAUUUAUGUAGAGCAAGAAGUAUAUGAUUUCAAAGUUUGUGUAUUAAAUCAUACGUAUCGUGAAAAAAUUGUUCUUACUCCCCUUCUUUUAUAUAGAGUAAGAUUAUUUUGCUUGCUCAUGGGGUUAAAUCUUAAAAAUUUAUAUUAAAAUUAUGUAUAAUCUUCCUUUUUAAAAUUUAUAUAUAAUAAACUUUUUAAUAUAUAAAAAAAAAUUGUAAAAUCAUACCUGUAUAAGAAUUUCUUUCUUGCUCUUAAAGGGGCUAUUUUCCUCAAGAGUAGGAUUUUAACUCCCUAUUAAUUGGGCGAUUUAGGAACAGAAGUGUGAAUCCUAUGAAAAUUCAAUUGACAUUUCCAAAAGACGCUAAAGAGCAUUUUGAAUUUAGCCCUACCUUAGGAUAUAUACAAGGAUCAGAUAAAUUUGAUAUAUGGGUUAAAUUUAGACCUGAUAAUAAUGCAUAUACAAUGCUAGCUGCUUUUCAAGAAGCUCCUAAUGCUUUUAAUAUCCCCAUCAAAGUUACAGGAGCCAACCAAGUAAUGCCAGUACCUUUUUCAAUUCAUGUAGAACUAACAAGUGAUCUCAUUACAGUUGAGCCACCUUUAUUGGAUUUCGGUGAUGUCUAUGUACAAACUGCAGUAAGUAUGAAAUUUAUUAUGAAAAGCCACAGCGCGUUACCUCAAGAGUAUGCAUUCGUUCGCUUGCCACAAACAAUCUCAAUACAGCCUUUUGAUGGGUUUGGAACUUUACUUCCAUUUGAAGAGCUCCAAAUGACUGCCAUUUAUAGGCCAGCUCCUGUAAAAGCUGGGACUGAGCUUGGAAAAGAUGCAAAUGACUUCUACAUAAGAGCUAAAACAGGCGACUUAACAGCAAGAGAGUUCAAAGUCUCAUACUCCGCUAAACUUCAGUCCUGCCCAAUUGCAUUUUCUGCUUACAAAAUUGAUUUCCCAGGCCUCCCAGUAGGAGAGAUGUCAGAAUAUAUGAUUUCUGUUACUAAUUCAUCCAGAAAACUACCAUAUGCAAUUGAAAUUAUCCCUCCUCCAAUAGAUGUUGCUGGCCUGAAAAUCACUCCUACUGUGAUUCCAAGGCUUGCAACUGGGGAUAUGGGCAGAAUUCUUAUUAGAUUUGAUUCAGAUUUUAGAGACCUUCAAAAGCGGGAAGAUGCAGAAGAGUGGAAUUUGGAAAAAGAGCUGUAUAAUAUAGGAGGAAAAGUCUAUGAUUUUUAUGUGGAUGAGCCUGCUAAAAGAAGCCAGCAUUAUGAGUGGCUCAUUCCUGUAUAUUUUAGGCCACUUCUUCCUGAUGGAGUGACUCGGCUGCAUUAUUUGCAGAUGAAGACUGUUGUAAUAAACAAAACACUGAUCGCAGACCCAGAAGUGUUAGAUUUUGGAGAAAUUGCUGUUUCUUGCAGAAAAGUGGCAGAGUUUACGCUGCUUAAUCAAGAUACGCAGCCAGUCUCUUUAUCAAUGGAUCCGCUUCCUCCAUUUGGAGGGUUUACAGUCUUAAAUGCUAUGAGAGUAGUAGAGUCUGGCCAAAAGAAAGCAAUAGUAGUUGAAUUCGAGCCAAUCAACCAGCAAUAUUUUGAGGAAAAAUUGACAAUCAGGACUGGAAACUCUGCAGUCUCUAUAGUGCUUAAAGGCAGAGGUGUCAGGCCAGAGCUCAAGCUCGACCCAGAAGAUGGUUUGCUCAAUAUGGGAAAUGCAAUACCUGGUGAUUUUGUCGAAAAAGCUUUUACUCUAAAAAAUAUCGUAUCAUUCCCAUUUGAAUUCAUGCUCAAGAAGAGAAUGGUUGGCGUACAAAAUUAUAACAGCUUACUCCCCCUCCGUGGGAGAACAAAAAAAUUAUGUUCGAUCAAGCAGGGGUUAAUUUUUUUUUUAAAUUUAAAAAAAUCAAUUCACAAAAUUGGAAAAAAAAUAUUAUUUUAAUUUGUUUAAAAUUAAACAGAAUUAGCUCGAGAUUUCAUUAUACUAAUAAUCACUUAUAUAUCAAUUUUUUCGAAAAAAAUUUUUGUUCACUCAUGGAGGGUGGGUUUUGGCAAAAAAUAGAGAUAUUUCCAAUGGUUUUGUUCGCUCACAGAGGGGGGGAGUUAGUUAAUUUUACGUUUAUUCCACAGUAUGGGAGAAUAGAGCCAGGAAGCAGUUUGCAGGUCAAAGUUAAAUUUAACCCUGACCACUCUUCAGAAAGGUAUUAUGAACAUAUCCUUAUUGAUGUUCCAAAUCAAAUUGAUCCAAAAGAAAUUUAUUUGGCUGGAAGUUGUUGGAGGAGAUCUAUGUAUGUCAAGUACGAUAAGCCAUUUAGAUGGCCUUCGUCCCAAGAAUUAAUAGAAGAGGAAAAAGAAGGCGCUUUAAACUUUUUGCAAAAAUCAGCUGAUAAGCCGCCAAGAUUUGUCUUGACCUUUGUUAAAGAUGCUCCUGGUCUUAGUCAAGAACUGCAGGAGCAAACCAGGCAAAGAAAAAUAGUAGUUGGAAACUGCAAACUAAAUAACUCAAAAAAUGAUAAGGCAGGGUCGUUUGAAAUACUUAUGCCAAAAGUGGAUAAUAAUCUGUUUACAUGUGAUGUGGUAAAAGGAAAUACUCCACCUGGCGCCGAACAAAAAAUCACCUUUACUUUUAAUCCGCCACCUCCCGAUCCAUUACUUAACGAGUUAGUAGUUCUAACAUCACCUUAAAUUUUUUAAAAAAGUUAUUUCAAAUUAAUUAAUAAAUAAAUUGUAAAAAGUAUUUUAUUAAUAAAUUAUAAGGGUAAUUAUUUAUCUAAGCAGGAUGUAAGGGGAAUUGGCCAAUGGGUCGAAAUCUUAGUAGAAGGUAGGAUUUUAGGAGGAUUCCUCCCGCCAGGCAUUCCAGAAAGCAGUCCUUUUGAAGUGCUAUUAAGAGGCUACGUUCAGCAAAUUUAA
Blepharisma stoltei is the source of this 4001-nucleotide messenger RNA. The record is from the annotation of a GenBank genome assembly. Lineage: Eukaryota; Ciliophora; Heterotrichea; Heterotrichida; Blepharismidae.